GCAUACAUUCUCAUUCGUAGGAGGUUUGGUAGUGAUAAAUCUGUUGCACGCAUAGCAUCAUCGCUCUGGUGUGCGAGAAGUUUCUCAUAACGCACACACUUAUCGAGUGGUUUUUUACCGUAUAGUGCAGGACUCCUAUUUUUUAAUACAUGAACUGCUCUGUUGGCUCUCUGAAGAUACACAGGUCACUUGUUGGGAACUGCUAACAUUUACUAGCCGAAUAACCUGUCCUUGGAAAAACUGAAGAAGUGUGUGGACCCUUCACUUACCCUUCACUUACGAUCAGAUCGUGCAUACAGCAUGGUGGUUUGGGGCGUAGUUUGCUGCAUCUUGGCAGCGCAGAUUUCCUUAGUCGGUGGAAGUGCAGGAAAUGUAUGGACAUACAGAGGCUCGGUUGGUCCGGACCACUGGCACCUGGACUACCCACACUGCGGCGGAGUGAAGCAGUCGCCAAUCAACAUACAGACGGGGGAAGUGGUGGUGGACCCCACCCAUCUGGCACCCAUUGUCUUCUCCGGCUACGACAAAGUUUCCAGCACUAACUACACACUCGGGAACAAUGGACAUACAGUACAGGUGGACCUGAACGAUCAACAUAUGUUGAUCAGCGAGGGCGGCUUGGGAGCCACUUACAUCGCCGAGCAGUUCCACUUUCACUGGGGUGCCGCAGACACGCGCGGCUCCGAGCACUCUGUCAACGGCCGCCACUACCCUAUGGAGAUGCACAUAGUCCACUAUAACCGGAAGUACGGGAACCUAGCGACCGCCAUAAGUCACGAAGACGGCCUCGCAGUGCUGGGUUUUUUCUUCGAGGUUGGAAGAUAUAACGAACACUUUAAUGAAAUAAUUCAGCACUUCCAUGACAUAAAAUACAAAGAACAGCACGUGCCGAUCCACUCGAUACCUCUGAUUGAGCUGAUCCCGGCGCGCUUGUUCAACUACUUCCGGUACCAGGGAUCUCUGACCACUCCUCCCUGCUACGAGAGCGUCACGUGGACGCUCUUCAAUGAAACCAUAGAGAUCGCCGAAGAACAGCUGGAGAAAUUCCGGAAAACUAUUUUCGAGAAUCUCAAGGACGAGGGCGGGGUAUCCAUUGACAUAUCGGACGACUUCCGGCCCGUGCAGUGCCUACACCAACGUCGCGUGUACGCCAGUCACCGAUCACUCCACUACGACACAGGCCCGGCCGCUGCCGCCUUCCAGGAUAACGAACGUUCUGCCGCUAACGUCGUUACAAGCGUUGCAUCGAUUGUUCUAUUCAUUAUGGCGUUAAUGAACAUUUGUCUUUAAGAAUAUAUGUAAUGUUUCCAAGAAGAGAGUCAGAAAUUCGUUAACGUAAUGGUGCUAUUUUCGAAACUAUCCAUCGCUAACAACUACACCGCAAUAAACAGAAGGAUAUGCUUAACAGCAGACGCAAUUUACAUAGUUAAAUGUUUCGCAAGGGUAUAGCAUUUAAGAUAUUGGGAUGUUGUCGUAGUUUGUAUUUUUUUAAUGUACUCAUGAACAUUGAUUAACAAAAUAAUACAUGCAACUGUAAAUACAUUUAAAUAUGACAUGUACUAAAUGGAACAUGCAUAUUGUUUAAGCAUUUUAUUAUGUCGUGUUUCUUUGUUUACACGAAACAGCAUUUCAGUAUCAUGAUCCCAUUUUUGAACGAUCAUAAGAAUAACUUAUUUUUUAAAUUAAACUAUGCGAGAAGUGUUUUCGCGGCGAUAAUCAUAAAACGCUGAAAUAACAAAAGCUUGAUAUAUAUUACUUAUGUUGUUCAUUCUGUAAAAAGAAUAUCAUCGGUAUAUGCAUGUAUAUGUAGCAUGAUAAUUUCUUGUAUUAUACGUAUAAUAUGUGCUUAAGUAUUGUGACAGUUGUGUAUGUACCAGACCAGACACUUACAAAAAGAUAUAUUGAUGUUACCCAAGAUUUACUUAUAUGUACUCACAAAAAUUUGUGAAGGAAAAAAAUACCUCUGGUUUUAAUUCUGGUAUAAUUAUGUAUGAUUAAGAACCAAUGCAAUGUAACGAGAAUUUGAGUAUCUUCCACGGCCGCUCGUGUAAGAUAGGUUCAUCCCAACCCGAGCGUAGGGUGUUGUGCGGAAACGAGGUUUACCGAGUACUGUUUUAAGAACAUACAAAUACUAAUAGGAGAAAAACAUAUGAACCUUAAUGUUUCUACAAAUGGCAUUACACAUUCUCUCUCUCUCUCUCUCUCUCUCUCUCUCUCUCUCUCAUGUAUGCCAGACGAUCAAUAAAGUUUAACUAGA
Mya arenaria is the source of this 2257-nucleotide messenger RNA. RefSeq names its product carbonic anhydrase 2-like. The transcript has 9 exons. The coding region runs from base 301 to 1290 and encodes 329 amino acids. NCBI's taxonomy places the organism in Eukaryota, Metazoa, Mollusca, Bivalvia, Myida, Myidae. Gene Ontology annotation, molecular function: carbonate dehydratase activity; zinc ion binding. Gene Ontology annotation, cellular component: plasma membrane. The record is from RefSeq and is a predicted model, not a curated record.